GCGUAAAAGUAGUAAAAUUUCAUUCAUCUGUCACUACGUUGGUUCGUGUUUUGCUUUCUUUUGCUUUUUCGGUGACAAUUCCAGCCAGCCAUUAGACAUCAUUAUUUACCUUUUUGUCGCUCGGAUGUUUCGAUUCGUCGUCGAUCAUACAUAAUAGUAGCAAUUAAUGCCAUUCAACCUUUGAUCUCUACGAAGAAGUGUGACUGGAUAUCGAUUGAAAAAAGGUGUCCCGAAAUCAAUGAGCACAGGAUUGAGUAAGAUAGUUUAGAGAGAUUGGUGCUAAUCAAGAAUGGAAUCUGUUACGCCAUGGAUCGAACUACGCAACUUGUACGGCAAAUAUGUCAAGUGGGUUUCAAGCAAUCCCUCCGCAUUGGGGGAUGUGGAAAUGACCGUCAAAUGGUUGUCCUACUUCAUAGCCGGAAAAAUUAACAAUUCACCGGCAGUUUCGGAGCUGGUGUACUCUUUGUCCAAUCUGCUAGUUUUCUUCAAUGACCGAAUCAUCGAGAAGUCAAACGGUGUUGCUGUCCAGCAGUCGGAAACUAGUCCAUUGGCACGGCAGAUCAAAAUCGUCCUAACGACGUUGGAUUACUGCGAAGUGUUCAUCGAGUUGUCGGCCCAAAAGAUAUGGGGUUCACGAGGAAGGUGGUUUCUUAUCGUCGUCGUGCAGACCAUCAAAUGCAUAGGUCGCGUGAUUCUCACCAUGUUCUGCCAAAAUAACAACAUCAUUCAAAACCCGCCGAUCCCUGUCCUCGAUAGGAAAAACCUAGUCGAGACUGCUAGACCGGAUAACAGUACCUUCCAAGAGCUGACUGAUACCGUUGUGUUGAAGCGGUCCGGUCGGGUACUGCGAAAAGUCGAAGGAGCACCACCAAUCGUGGCCAGGACUUUCAAACCACUGAAACAUGAACCUGUGGUGAUUCGGUAUGGCGGAAGAUUUAUUCGAACGGCGGAAUUGAUGUACAUAUUGAAGCCAUUGAUACACUUGGCUUGCGUUCGUCGGUACGGAUUUAAAAGCUGGAAGUCUUACUUGGUACCGAUGGCUAUCGAUGUAGCGAGCUUACGCAUUUACUACAAAAACCGUGAGGAUCUAUCCAAAGAGCAGAAGCAGGAAUUAUCCCGGCGGUGCGUAUCGAUGCUGCUCUAUUUGAUGCGCUCCCCAUUCUAUGAUAAAUAUAGCAAGCAACGGAUUGCCUCACUGCUGACUGGUAUUGGAAAUAAGGUUCCACUGACGGGCACCAUCACCAACCUGAUUCUGUCCUACAUUCCACACUGGCAGGAGACCUACUUCUACAUGUGGUCAACCUAAAAAUAAUAGGUUUUCAACCUAUUUUUUGUAAUACCUUUCAAUUAAUGCGUAUUUACAUAGUCUAAGGAACAUAGCGGUGAUUGACAAUUUUAUCGACUUAGAAGUAAGAACGAGAAACUGCGGGUGAAGUGAUAGCGUGGAAAGCCGGAUUGAUUUUUUCGGCAAAACAUGCUGGUUGGAGGAUGGUUUAGUUGAAAGUAAUGUAUAUAGGCUGCUAACGAGCUGUUGCGGUAUGAGAUUUCGGAGAAUAAAACACUAUAGAGCAAAUGGGAAAAAUA
Messenger RNA from Aedes aegypti (yellow fever mosquito), 1584 nucleotides. It is a transcript of the gene Pex16, whose product is annotated as peroxisomal membrane protein PEX16. The transcript has 4 exons. Bases 290 to 1306 code for a protein of 338 amino acids. Gene Ontology annotation, cellular component: peroxisomal membrane. The record is from RefSeq and is a predicted model, not a curated record. Lineage: Eukaryota; Metazoa; Arthropoda; Insecta; Diptera; Culicidae. Gene Ontology annotation, biological process: peroxisome organization.